AAGUGAAGAUGGAGCAUCAAAUGAAAAUAUUUUAGUUUCAUCUCCAAAUGAAGUUAAAACUACAGUUGAAGCUGAACUAUAAAAAAAAAAGGUCAUGGAACCGAGAGCAAAAUAUUGGUAGUGGUUUGACAAGAUUGUUGAUGGAAAAAUCAAAGCUAAGAAAGCACAAUGUAAGUAUUAUGGAAAAAUUUAUGAUGUUGCUUCAAGUGCUAAUGGUACUUUAUCGAUGAAUAAUCACAUGCUAAAAUUAUGUCCUUACCGCCCUAAUAUUUAUGUGAAAGAGAAAGACAGUCAAACAAAAUUAGAUUUUCUACCAUCUUUUAUGGAUAAAAGGGGAGGGGCAUUGGGUACUUGGACAUUUGAUCAAGGAAGAAAUAGGAAAGCUUUAGCUCAAAUGAUAGUUAUUGAUGAGUUGCCAUUCAGUUUUGUUGAAAAAGAAGGGUUUAGAAAUUUUAUGAGAGUCACAACCCCACAGUUUUAUAUUUCUUCUCGUAGACCCUUGAAAAGAGAUUGUUAUCAGUUGUACAAUGAAGAUAAACAAGUUUUGAAAAAGGUUUUCAAAGAAGUACGUCCAAAAGUUUGUCUUACGAAAGAUACUUGGACGUCUAUACAAAAGAUUAACUACAUGUGUCUAAUAGCUCACUUUAUUGAUACAAAUUGGAAAUUGCAUAACAGAGUGAUAAAUUUUUGUCCAAUUACUAGUCAUAAAGGUGUGAUAUGGCUUCUUCCAUUACUAAUUGUUUGCUUGAAUGGGGUUUGGAUACUAUUUUUAGUAUUACAGUUGAUAAUGCCAGUUCCAACGAUGUUACAAUGAUAGAAAUGUCUAAACAAUUAAGUAAUUGGGGAACUAACAUAAUGGAUGGUCAACAUCUUCAUGUGAGGUGUAUGGAACAUAUUCUUAAUCUUAUUGUGCAAGAUGGGCUGAAGGAAAUUGAUAAGUCUGUCAAGCGAGUGAGACAAGUUGUGAAGUAUAUUAAACAAUCUAUCGCGAGAAUUAAAAAGUUCAAAGAAUGUUGUGAAUCUCAAUUGAUAGCUUGUAAGAAAUGCUUAUGUUUAGAUGUUCCUACUCGAUGGAACUCUACAUACUUGAUGCUUGAAACAACACAACAUUUUGUGCUUGCAUUUGAAAGAUAUAGUUUCUAUGAUAAUGGUUUCUUGGAUUAUCUCCGUACCUCUCCUUGUGAAGAUGGAACUAAGGCAGGCGCCUUUGUAAAUGAGGACUGGGAAAAUGUGAGGACAAUGGUAAAAUUUUUGGAAACUUUUUAUGAUCUUACUUUGAAAGUUUUUGGUUCAAAAUAUGUUACUACCAAUGCACACUUUGUGGAAAUUGCUGAGCUUGAUCUGAUUUUGAAAGAGAUGAUAGAAAAUAAAGAUUCUAAUUUGAAAAAAAUGGCAGCAAGUAUGAGGGAAAAGUUUAGAAAGUAUUGGGGUACUCCAGAUAAAAUGAACAAAAUGAUUUUUAUUUCAUCUGUGUUGGAUCCCCGCAACAAACUUGAAUAUGUUUCUUUUGCAAUUGUGGACAUGUUUGGAAAAGAAAUUGGGGAGAAGUUGUCCGAUUUAGUGGAGUCAUAUAUGAAAGCCUUGUUUGAGCAUUAUGUUAAGAAGUCAAAAAACUCUUUAUCUUCAUCCACUUCUUCUUUUUUUGGGAAUUUUUCAUCCAUAAAUGGUUAUGAAAACUUUCAAAGAAGAGAAAUAAUGAGAACAAAACUACAAUUUGAGAAGCAUAAGGAAAUUAGUGGAGGUUCAAGCAAUAAAUCUGAGUUAGGAAAAUAUCUUGCUGAAGAGAUUGAGCCAGAUUCGGAACAAUUUGAUAUAUUAGGUUGGAGAAAAGUUACUGAGCUGAGAUUUCCCAUUCUUGCUUAGAUGGCUCGUGAUGUGUUAGCCAUUCCCAUUUCCAGUGUCGCAUAUGAAUGUGCAUUUAGCAAGGGAGGUUGGGCUAUUGAUCCCUUUAGGAGUUCAUUAACUCCUAAACUAGUGCAAUCUAUUAUUUGUCUUCAAGAUUGGCUCAGAAGUGAAUCUACUCCAGUUAAUAUCGAGGAAGAUUUGGAGUAUCUUGAGCAACUUGAAGUUGAAAUGGCUUGUAGUGGAACUAAAUCUAGCAUUAUUGAUGUGUAGUUCUCAAAAUACAAAUGUGAAUUGUAGGAUUGUUGUCAAUAUUAGUAUAUCACUAAGCCAAAGAUGGAGAUGGAUGGGUAGAGUACAAAGGAUCACUAGUUUUUAAUCGACCUCAAAAGUUUUUUGGCUCUAAAUUAUGCUGCUGCCUGGUGAUUGGUGAAUGGUGAUGUUGUCUGCAUAUUUCUUCAAGUAGACCAGCUGUUUUGUGGAUUGGUGGAUGGUGAUGGUGAUUGACUGACUAUUUUAUUAUUUUAUAGACUAUUUUGUUGUUUUAUGAACUGGUUUAUAUAUUGUUUGAGUGACUCAAAUAUUUUAUGGACUA
Capsicum annuum is the source of this 2437-nucleotide messenger RNA. RefSeq names its product zinc finger BED domain-containing protein RICESLEEPER 2-like. Gene Ontology annotation, molecular function: DNA binding. The transcript has 4 exons. Lineage: Eukaryota; Viridiplantae; Streptophyta; Magnoliopsida; Solanales; Solanaceae. The coding region runs from base 718 to 1863 and encodes 381 amino acids. The record is from RefSeq and is a predicted model, not a curated record.